Cyphellophora attinorum is the source of this 2271-nucleotide messenger RNA. RefSeq names its product Low-affinity potassium transport protein. Bases 1 to 2271 code for a protein of 756 amino acids. Gene Ontology annotation, cellular component: plasma membrane. Gene Ontology annotation, biological process: potassium ion import across plasma membrane; intracellular potassium ion homeostasis. The transcript has a single exon. Lineage: Eukaryota; Fungi; Ascomycota; Eurotiomycetes; Chaetothyriales; Cyphellophoraceae. The record is from RefSeq and is a predicted model, not a curated record. Gene Ontology annotation, molecular function: high-affinity potassium ion transmembrane transporter activity.
AUGGCGGUCGAAAAGAAAGACAAACCUUCACAACGAAACCUCGGCCUCAAAAUCCUGAAGAGCGUGGCCGACUUCUUCAACAACAAGAUCCAGCCGCAUCUGGAGCCUAUCUCAUUCAUCAGCCUGCAUUACAUCUACUUUUGCGGGACAUGUAUGCUGGCCGCCAUCAUCUUCUGGGCGUCUUCUACUCCUUCUCAGAGCGUCAGAUUCAUCGACAGUUUCUUCCUUGUUGUGUCCGCAAUGACAGAAGCCGGCCUCAACACUGUCAAUCUGUCCCAGCUCAACACAUGGCAACAGGUCAUGCUGUUCUUGCUCAUUAUCAUGGGCUCUUCGAUAUUUGUUUCGAUUGCCAUCCUGCAUAUCCGCAAGACCGCCAUGGAGAAACGACUUGAAGAGCUCGCUGAUCGUAAGCGACGCCGCCUGGGAAUUCGAACACUCACGUUUUCUCUUUCAAAGAGGAGAGUCACUGAUUACGGUCGAAAAGAGGAUGCGGUGGCCUCUGGCGUCGUUCAAGGCAGUCGGAUCAAGGACCCUAUUCCUGACGAGGAGUAUCAGCCAACGUUUGCGAGCCGUGUCCGUUCCGAAUCUACGAGCAAUAUGGUACGCCCAGAAGCCCCGCCGAUCAGCGCUGGUGAUCCUGAGAACGGUCAAACGGAAUCCGGACACAUCACUUUCGGAGAAGAUCCUCGUCCCGUGCGAGAGCAGACUGGCCGUUCCCAGCUUCAACGCCGCAGGAGCUUUCUUUCCAACGUUAACCGUGGAGUCGCGGCACAUUCGGCAGCGAACCAUCCACGCUAUGCGCAGCCAAUUCUACACGUGGAUGAGAAAGGAUCAGGUCAAGAACAUCGACAACGCGCUGGUUCGCUUGCAAAGCUCCACAACUAUCUUGAUUCUGUGUAUGGACUUCUUGGUCGAAACAGCCGAUUCUACCAUCUGAGCGAAAAGGAAAGACGAGCACUUGGCGGGAUCGAGUAUGAUGCUAUCUGUGUCCUUUCGUGGCUCGUUCCUAUCUACUUUGUUGUCUUCCAACUCUGUGGAGCUAUUGGUGUCGGCGCAUGGCUGCAGAUCAAUCGACCAGACACCGCCUACCAGAACGGUCUGAAUCCAUUCUGGACGGGCGCCUUCUUUGCGGUCAGCGCUUUCAACAACUCCGGUAUGGCUCUUCUCGAUGCAAACGCUACCGCAUUGCAGACUAGCUACUAUUGUCUGCUGACUUUGAGUCUGCUGAUUCUUGCGGGCAACACAUGCUUUCCACCGUUCCUCAGGCUCAUCCUGUGGACCAUGAAGAAAGCCAUUCCCAAGACCAGUUCGCCGCGGCUUCAGAAGUGGAAGACGGUACUUACUUUCAUCCUCGAUCACCCCAGGCGUGUUUAUACCAAUCUGUUUCCGGCAAAGCAUACCUGGUGGUUGGUGUUCUCACUAGUUCUCUUGAACGGAAUAGACUGGAUCGCCUUCGAGGUCCUCAGCAUUGGCAACCCGGUUGUCGAAUCCAUUGAACCAAAAUACCGAGUCCUUGAUGGCCUCUUUCAAGCGUUCGCCGUUCGCGCUGGAGGAUUCUAUGUGGUUCCUAUCUCCGGCCUUUAUCCAGGUCUUCAAGUGCUGUACGUCCUGAUGAUGUACGUUUCCGCCUUUCCGGUGACUAUCACCAUCCGCAAUACCAACGUAUAUGAAGAGCGCUCCCUUGGUAUCUUUGCCGACGAUCAGCCGCAAGAAUCGAUUGCGGCGCCAGCUGCUCAAGGUGGAGCGAAUGAAUUGUUACGGGGACUGAAGCGAACAUUGACUGGGGAUGGCGGGCUCAGAAAGGCUCCAACAGCGAAGUCGGCUAGCGAUUGGUCAAACCAAGACUUCCUGCGCAUGCAGCUACGUGGACAACUUGGGCAUGACAUCUGGUGGAUCUCACUCGCCGUCUUUCUCAUCGCCAUUAUCGAAACGGGCCAGUUCAACCGAGACCCCGUUGUCUUCUCAGUCUUCAACAUCAUCUUCGAAGUCGUCUCAGCGUAUGGUUGCGUCGGCAUUUCUACUGGAGUACCAUGGAACGCGUACUCAUUCUGCGGCGCAUGGCAUACGGGAAGCAAGUUGAUAUUGUGUGCUGUCAUGUUGAGAGGCCGGCACAGAGGGUUGCCUGUGGCGAUUGACAGGGCUAUACUACUGCCGAGUACAACGCUCGAUUGGGCGGAAGAGGAAGAUGCGCAUCGAAAGGGCAAGUCGAGGUCGGCAAGCCGAAUGCGAAAUGGGAAUGACGUCUCGAACGAUGUCAAUCAAGUUGUAUAG